AUGCCCAGCUCUGAGGCGGCGGCGGGGGGCCCGGGCCCGGCGCAGAGCGAGAGGCGGCUGGGAGGAGGCGAGAGCCGGGCUGCAGCGGGGGCACAGAUUACAGGUCUCUUCCCCACAUCCCCCCAAGCAGAUGGCUACAAGGUGGUCUUCGUGCGGAGGAGCCCGCUGGUGCUGGUGGCGGUGGCGCGGACCCGGCAGUCGGAGCAGGAGAUCGCCCACGAGCUGCUCUACAUCUACUACCAGAUCCUGAGCCUGCUCACCUGGACCCAGCUCAACCACAUCUUCCAGCAGAAGCAGAACUACGACCUGCGCAGGUUGCUCGCCGGCUCCGAGCGCAUCACCGACAACCUCCUCGAUCUCAUGGCCCACGACCCCAGCUUCCUGAUGGGCGCCGUGCGCUGCCUGCCGCUGGCCGCCAGCGUCAGGGACGCUGUGAGCACCAGCCUCCAGCAGGCCAAGGCCAAGAGCCUCGUCUUCUCCAUCCUCCUGUCGGGGAACCAGCUGGUGUCCCUCGUCAGGAAGAAGGAUCAGUUCCUCCACCCCAUCGACCUCCAUCUCCUCUUCAACCUCAUCAGCUCCUCCUCCUCCUUCCGGGAGGGUGAAGCCUGGACUCCCAUCUGCCUCCCCAAGUUCAACUCCAGCGGCUUCUUCCAUGCGCACAUCUCCUACCUGGAGCAGGAGAUGGACCUGUGCCUCCUGCUGGUCUCCACCGACCGUGAGGACUUCUUCACCGUCUCCGACUGCAAGCGGCGCUUCCAGGAGCGCCUGCGGCGCCGGGGGGUCCAGCACGCUCUGCAGGAGGCCCUGCGCACCCCUUUCUACAGCGUGGCCCAGGUGGGCAUCCCUGACCUCCGCCACUUCAUCUACAAGUCCAAGAGCUCGGGACUCUUCACCAGCCCCGAGAUCGAGGCGCCCUACGUGCGGGAGGAGGAGAAGGAGAGGCUCUUGGGGCUCUACCAGUACCUCCACAGCCGCGCUCACAACUCCUCGCGCCCCCUGAAGAACAUCUACUUCACAGGCCCCCGCGAAAACCUCCUGGCUUGGGUGACCAGCGCCUUCGAGCUCUACAUCUGCUACAGUCCCCUGGGCACCAAGGCUGGCGCCAUCAGCGCCGUCAACAAGCUCAUGAAGUGGAUCCGCAAGGAGGAGGACCGGCUCUUCAUCCUGGCGCCCCAGACGUACUGA
Tinamus guttatus (white-throated tinamou) is the source of this 1185-nucleotide messenger RNA. NCBI's taxonomy places the organism in Eukaryota, Metazoa, Chordata, Aves, Tinamiformes, Tinamidae. The record is from RefSeq and is a predicted model, not a curated record.